Molecule: messenger RNA, 1124 nt
Organism: Micromonas pusilla CCMP1545
Lineage: Eukaryota; Viridiplantae; Chlorophyta; Mamiellophyceae; Mamiellales; Mamiellaceae
Exons: 4
Coding region: 29-1000 (323 amino acids)
Molecular function (GO): calcium ion binding; protein binding
Source: RefSeq, a predicted model, not a curated record
CGCCCGCGGACGCGACGGGCGACGGACGAUGCCGGGCGACGCGCGCAAGGCGUGCUUCAAGGAGGACGUCCUUCGCGACCUCUUCCUCGCGCUCGACUCGGACGGGAACGGAUACCUGUCGUAUCAGGAGCUCUGGAACGGCCUGAACGGCGACGACGUGCGAUGGGACGACGCCUCGAACGCGGACAAGCGCGCGGUCCUCGAUCGCUUGUGGCUCGAGGCGGACAAGGACGGGAGCGAUCAGGUCACGUUCGCGGAGUUCUGGCAGCUCAUCGCGGCGUCGCGGUCGCCCACGGAGGACGAGAUGGCGCGCGCGUACGACUACUUCGUGCGGCUCGACAAGUCCGGUGACGGCUACCUCGACCGACUCGAGAUCCAGGAAGGCCUCGCGAACCCGGACAUCGACUGGACUCUGCUGGGCUUCGACGAGGGCGUCAAGGAGCGGCAUCUGUUUCAGGCGCGUCCCAUCUCACACCGGUCCCCAUACGACCGCCACGCCGACUCGAGCGGCGACGGGCGCGUCUCGUUCGACGAGUUCUGGCAGAUGAUCCUCACGAACAUCUCCAACCGCGAGCGCGCGAGAGCCGCCGCCGCGGCGCAGAUGGUCAGCGUGCGCGACGUCGCGGCGUGGGAGCCGUCCGACGUCGGCGCGUGGUUGGACCGCGUGGGGUACGGCGCGUACCGCCCGGCGUUCGAGGCCAACGGGAUCCACGGGUACAGACUGUUGGCGCUGACGUUCGACGCGCUUCCGCGGCUCAGCGUGCGGCAGUUCGACCACUGCCGCGGGAUAAUGAACGCGAUUCGGACGCUUCGGGGGAUCGAGCCGGAGAUUUUGGAGACGACGGAGGAUUGUUACGCGAAGCGCGAGUUCGCGCGCGCCAAGCCGGUGGGGCUCGCUCGAAGAUUGCGUUUCGGCGACGAGGGCGCCUUCGCGAGAGAGGAGAAGCGUCUGAACGACGCGUACUCGCGGCCGGCGAUGAUCAUGACCGAGAUCGUGUGAUGCGAGCGGCGGGCGGCGGAGGCGACGACGCACGUGGGUUGGGUGCAUAGCGCGCGUUCUUUCUCGUUAGACUACUUAUAGCUAGACGUCCCGUCGAGGUGAACCAAGAAAUUUAACUGCGAAC